Messenger RNA from Pelagomonas calceolata, 2476 nucleotides. The record is from the annotation of a GenBank genome assembly. NCBI's taxonomy places the organism in Eukaryota, Pelagophyceae, Pelagomonadales, Pelagomonadaceae.
CCACAGCACCGAAAAGAAAAAUUCUGCACGCGUACGCCUGCGAGGCGUAAACCGACCGGAGGAGUGCAAAGAAAGGAGUGCGGGCGAAGUCCGGACUCGGCAAGGCUGCCCCUACACAACGGGCGGCAUCACAGUGCAGCAUCCAUCUGCACUGAGACUGCAGCUACAAGGCGAUGCAAGCCCUCCCGCCACCGCCCAUCGACCCCGUCGAGGCAGGUCUGGCCAAGGCCCAGGCACGGCUCAGCCUCGAGGCCGGGUCGUCGGCUGAAGGCCUCGACGCAAAGGCCCUGCUCGCCGCGGUCCCGCAGCACCUCGCGUUCCUCCGGGCGGCGCACCGGGCCGGCGUGUCCCUGAGCGCCCCGUCGGCCAAGACGCUCGAGCGCUACGCAUCCAAGUGGCUGCCGCUCCUCGCCGCCGCAAAGCCGGGCGCGGCGCUCGCGCCGCCGCCGGACGUCGCCUGGGCCUGGCACUGCCACCGGCUCGCGCCCCGGAGCUACGCUAGGACGGCGCGGCGCCUCGGCCUGCCGGAGACGAAGCCGUUCCUCAUCCAAGCGGAGGGCGCGACACAGAACGCGACACAGAAGGCCUGGGCCGCCGCCUACCCGGACGAGCCGUUCUUCCUCGAAGGCGAUAGCGGAGACGACGCCGGCACCCUCGUCCUCGACGGCUUCGACGUGGCGGCGGCGUGCGAACGCCAGCGCACGUUCCUCUGGCAGGUGUCCGGCCCGCGGUUCGACGAGGGCUAUUUCCUGCACGAUGGCGUAAAACGCUACGAGAACUUUCUCCGGCUCAUGCGCAGCGGCGAAUUCCUCGUGCCCACCUACCAGAUCGACCUCUUCUGGCACACGCACAUCUUGGCGAGCGCCAGCACAUACGCGGCCGACACGCGGCGGCUGUGCGGCUUCGAGCUGCCCCACGACGACUCCGUCAACGACCGCGCCGAGGGUUCCAAGCUGAACCGCCAGUACGCGGUCACGCAGAAGCUCUGGGCCGAGGCGUACGGCGGCGAACGAUACGCGGUCCCGGGCGGCAUGUACCGCGGCGAGCCGCCCGAGGCCUACUUCGAACCGACCUGGGAGAAGGAGACGGUCGAGAUUCGGUGGCGGCUGCUGCGCGAGGCCGCCGGAGUCACGUGGCAGCCGGGCGGGGCGCCGCCGGUGGCCGAGGGCGUCGUCGUCGGCACGUCGUACGUCGUCCCGCGCGUCUGGAGCGUCGAAGGCGACGCGCUGGCGAGCUCGAAAGGCGUGCACAAGUGGAUAGCGCUGCACAAGUGGAUAGCGUACCAGCCGCACGACGUGGCGACGCUCGAGGCGGCGUACGCGUCGAAAGGCAGGGUGUCGCUGGGCCUGUACGACGUCGAUCUUUCGGCUAUGACGCAGACGCGCAGGGAAACGGGCGUCGUGCGCCGUGUCCACGUGUCCUCGAUGCCCUGGUGGAUCUACGGAGCCAACGUCCGCCUCGACGCCGCGGCGAACGCGGCCGUCAACGAGGCCUACGCGCGCGGCGAGGGCACCGCGACGCUCCCGGACGGGUCGGUCGCCGACCUCCAGUCGUUCUCGCUGACGCGAACCACGGGAUUCGAACACCGGGACCCCGGGGGUGGCUGGACUCCCUACGACACUGCCUGCACGGCGGCCAUCGCCGCUGCUAUGGGAAAGAGUCCGGCGGGCGGUGCGGUCAACUUGCCAGGUAUCCCUUUCGAGGUGCGCUGGGGCGCGCAGGCGACGUCGGCCAAGAUGCCGGCGCGACCGCCCGAGGGCAUGAUCCAGGUCAACACGGCGAACCAGAACACGCGCGUCGUGCGGCGCGCGGCCGGGGGCUCCGUGCCGUUCAGCAAGGCGCCCGACUUUAUUGCAGGGGCACCCAAGUCGACGACCACGGCGAACGCGAACCCGCAGCGGGAGGGCUACGCGCUGUGUGGAAAUCAACCAGUGUGUCGGCGUGGAGGACGAAGCGACGAUUCAGCACGAACGCGCCGUAAAAUUUUGAUUUCCACACAGGCUACGCAUUUGGUGCCGGCGAAUUCGGCGACGGCUACUACCGCUUCGGCACGGCCCACGGCGACGAGAUCAUGCGGGUCCGCUUGGAAAAGAUGCUCAAGGAAAGGAAGGAUUGCGCGGCCUGCUUCUUCUGUUUUGGAUGCUACGCCAGAGAGAUCGCGGAGCUUGAAGCGCUGAUCGCGUCCGGGGACUACUACUCGGCCCAGAAGGCGCGGCGGGCCAAGAGCUCAAACUACGACGGCGGAGGGUGUGGCGGCGGCGCCUGCGCGGCCUGCGGGGCGGCGGCGUGCGGAGGCGGCGGCGCGGGCAGUAGUUGCGGGGCCGGCGCGGCGGCCAGUUGCGGAGGUGGUGGCUGCGGCGGCGGCGGCGGAUGCGGCGGCGGCGGCGGAUGCGGCGGCGGCGGCGGUUGCGGCGGCGGCGGCGGAUGCGGCGGCGGAUGCGGCGGAGGCGCACCAAUGGCGGCGGAGGACUCUUGA